Messenger RNA from Triticum urartu, 947 nucleotides. Lineage: Eukaryota; Viridiplantae; Streptophyta; Magnoliopsida; Poales; Poaceae. The record is from RefSeq and is a predicted model, not a curated record.
ACCAAAAGCCCACCGGAACCUCUUGCAUCUGGUCAACCCCACGACCUUGUCUACAUCCCGAGCGCCCACCAUCUCCACCCUCGCGUGAGACGACCGCCGACUCCCUCCCGUGCGCCGCCGACCGCCGCCUCCCUCCCCCGUGCCACCGGACACCGGCUCCCUCCCCCGCGCCGCCGGACACCGCCUCCCUCCCCCGCCCUGCCGGAUGGCUCCUCCCCCCCCCCCGCGCCGCCGGAUGCCGCCUUCCUCCCCCGCAAAGCCGGAUGACGCCUCCCUUCCCCAUGUCGCCGGUCGCCGUCUCCUUUCCUUGCCCCGCCGGACGCUGCCUCCUUCCCAGAUCCCGCCGCCGCCCGCAACACAACCGGCACCAUGGAUGUCGCCCUGCACCAGAUUCAUGAGCUGCUUUCUCUCCACCGCCGCGUACAUGCAGUUCAAUGCUGCAACCAUAGGCUGUUCAAUCUCUCCAUCGUGGACACGCCCCUCCACCUCCUGGUUGCCACUCAUCCCUGUGUGGCCAGGCCGUUUGGGUUUGCCGCCGCUGCGAUCAGCAGUCCAACCCGGCGGCCCCCGGCCGUUCACCGUCGCAGCUCCUAGGCCGACUGUGUUGAGCCACCUUCCGCCGCACCUUGGGCUCCCCUAUGCGUCCCCUACCCCAGCAGGAAAAUAUGGCGGCCUUCUGAUGAGGACAUCAAUACCAUUGUUACACCCACAACCCCUGCUGCUAUACAUACUAGACCAAUUACUAGAGCUCGCGCACGCCAAUUCAAUUAUCAGGUACUUUCGUUUCUUGGUAACGAUUAUAAUGUUCAUGAGAAUAUGAUGUUGCCUAAAUUGGAUACAUUUGUUCUGCUUACAAAUGAAGGGCCUAGCUUGGACAAGAAAGAUGAACCUUGGAGCAAGUUCAAGCAUGGAGAUGAUGGCAUGCGCAAGGGGAUCAAGAACAGAGU